Molecule: messenger RNA, 3849 nt
Organism: Sporothrix brasiliensis 5110
Lineage: Eukaryota; Fungi; Ascomycota; Sordariomycetes; Ophiostomatales; Ophiostomataceae
Product: dead deah box DNA helicase
Exons: 3
Coding region: 1-3849 (1282 amino acids)
Molecular function (GO): nucleic acid binding; ATP binding
Source: RefSeq, a predicted model, not a curated record
AUGCAAACACCGAGACGGCAGACCAUCCAAUCUCACAACCCUUUGGAUCAACCAGGAACUCCCUGGUCGAUCCGGCCGACAGCACGACCCAACUGGCUGCGCCAGCCACCACAAGAACCAGCCGAGUCUUUCCACACACCGAUUUACGGGUACAGUAGUGACGGGCCGCAAAGACAGCAACAAGAAUUUGAGCUGGAGCCAGACACUGGGCUAGAGCCACAGCCGUAUGGUCCCCCGGUGUACAACUCGUAUAACCGUCGAAGCGAGAACCACUACAAGGCCCCUCCAACACCUGCUCCUCCAGCAACCUUUCGGCAGCGGUCGAGGCAAGCCCAACUCAUGGCACCUCCGACUCCUCGCCACUCUUCCCCAUCGCCCUUGGCCGUUGUUCGGGCACCAAUACAGCCGCGGAACAAUCCGGCACCGCAAGUCAAUGGCAUAGAGCUCAUCAGCCCACAGGCAGUCGACAAACGCUUCCAGGCUGUCUUCCCCUACGAGCACUUUAAUGCUAUGCAGUCGCGCUGUUUCAGUUCCGUUUACGGCUCGAGCUACAAUGUUGUCGUGGCAGCCCCCACAGGAAGCGGCAAGACCGUUGUGUUUGAGCUGGCAAUUUACAAGCUGCUCGCCAGCCGCGACAAGAAGGACUUCAAAAUCGUGUACCUGGCACCCACAAAAGCACUCUGCGCGGAGCGCGUCCGCGACUGGCAGAACAAGUUUAAGCCGCUCGGCCUACAGGUGGCUGAGUUCACGGGCGACACGACGCCGGCCGAGGUCCGGCGUGCACGCACGGCAUCCGUCAUUAUCACCACGCCCGAGAAAUGGGACUCCAUUACACGCAAGUGGUCUGACCACGAUACUCUGCUUAGAACGAUAAAGCUGGUCCUCAUUGACGAGGUGCAUAUCCUCAAAGACCCACGCGGUGCCACUCUCGAGACGGUUGUGUCCCGCAUGAAGACGCUUGGCGGCGAGGUGCGCUUUGUUGCGCUGAGUGCUACAAUCUCCAACUCGACUGACGUUGCUCAGUGGUUGGGUCUCACGCACACAAGUCCUCAGGUGCCCGCCAAGACCUAUGUAUGCGGCGAGGAGUUCCGCCCCGUUCGCCUCGAGAAGAUUGUCAUCGGCUACAAUAUGGGCGGUGGCAACGAACACUCCCUGGACAGCAUUCUGGACGACCAACUGCCUGACUUGGUCGUCAAAUAUGCAGAGGGAAAACCGGUCCUCGUAUUCUGCUUUACGCGCAAGUCGACAGAGAGUGCCGCCACAGCCCUGGCGGAGUACUGGGGCAUGUGUUCUGCAGCACAAAAGCCGUGGCCCAGUCCAUCUGUUGGGAUUCGAAGCAGUGCGCGCCUGCAGAACUUGGUGACUGCCGGCGUUGCUUUCCACCACGGCGGCCUCGAGCGACACGAUCGGGCCUCGAUCGAGGCGGCAUUCCUGCGUGGUCACCUGUCCAUUGUCUGCUGCACGUCAACAUUGGCGGUCGGCGUCAACCUGCCGUGCCAUACGGUCAUUCUCAAGGGCACAUUGCGUUACCAUAAUGGCAAAUUCUCUGAAUAUGACGAGUGCGAGGUUAUGCAGAUGAUUGGCCGUGCUGGACGGCCCCAGUUUGACACAAGUGCCACUGCAAUCAUCCUGACACGUGCCGAGAACAAAGAAAGGUACGAAAACAUCGAGUCUGGCUACCAGACGGUCGAGAGCACCCUACACAUGAACCUCAUCGAGCACCUCAACUCGGAGAUUGUUCUGGGCACCAUCACCUCGCUGCCCAAGGCCGUGCAGUGGCUGAGAGGCACCUUUUUGUCCGUCCGACUGCGGCAAAAUCCGGACCACUACAAAUUGACGGACGAGACGACGCUGGCUCGAACAACCGACGAGCAGCUGCGAGAGAUAUGCAAAGCAGGUAUUGAUCGACUGGCGGAGGUGAGACUCAUCCAGUAUCUCGCAGACUCCGACGCCGAGUUCCGGGGAACACCGCAUGGAGGUGCCAUGUCAACAUACAUGGUCCGUUUUGAGACUAUGGUAAUGAUGCUGAAGCUCAACAGCUCCGUGUCCAUGGAGGAACUCGUCAAUGCUCUCUGUCAUGCUUCCGAGUUUGAUGAACUGAGAAUCAAAAGCACAGAGCGACAGGGCCUACGAGAGCUCAACAAGUCUCAAGAUAUUCCGUUCAAAUUCAAGGACAACAUUAUGGAAACGUGGCAGAAGAUAUCCGUACUCAUUCAGGUUGAACUAGCUCGGGGCGUGCUUCCGUACCAGCAGAGGAUGGCCUUGGAGGCGAGGCAAGCGAUUGAGCGGAUGCAGCGACUCCUCGAGAGCUACAUUGUUUGUAUGAUUGCGGACAACAACGGACACGCCGCCAAAAUUGGGCUUGAUUUUUCGCGAAGCCUGCUUGCCAAAGCCUGGGAGGGCUUCCCGGCGCAGCUGUGCCAGGUCCCCGACAUCGGACCGGCCAACAUGAAGAAACUUGUGGACAAGCAGGUCACCACCGUACUUGCGUUUGCUGAUCUCGGGACGGUGACCAUUGAGCGGUUCCUCUCCAAGAACCCACCCGCCGCCAUGAAGAUUGCCGACUCACUACGAGCCUUCCCUCGCCUCACACUGGACGGUCAUGUGGCCAUGGCCCCAGAAGGGCUACGAGAGAAUGGCAGUCGUGAUUCAGAAACAGAGGCGAAAGCCGUUGCCCGAGUCAAGUUUGGUUGUAUGAAUGAAGGUGGUAUUCCACGUUGGAGGCACAAGGUGCCAUCGGCCACCUUUCUCGCCUUGACAGAGGAGGGCCGUCUACUUCACAUUUGGCGGGGAAAGCUCCAGGAGAAAAAACAUGAAGUUACAUUCACGGUUCCAUCCUCGGAUGCAGACACAGUUCAUUCCUGCGUCGACGUGCCUCGAGAUGGGCUAGCUGUUCGAUCCCCGCCGACGGCGUCGACUCGAACCGACAGCACCGCAGCGCCAAAUGACUUUGUUCUGCGGGGAUAUCAAGAGGAACGGCCUGCAAAGAGGCAGAAGAUGCUAGACUACUCGAUGCGCACUAUCACGAUCGGCAACACGACGGUUGACUGCGUCGACCUGUCGGCCGUGGACGACGCGGAAGGCGGCCGAGUACCACAAGCUCAGACAACUCAUUAUCCUGUCCAGUACCAUCGCGACCCGUUUGCCUUGGAGGCUGUAUCAACAAGACAGCCACGGCACUGCAGUGGUGGGGGUACCCAACAGGAUCCGCUCUUGCUAGACGACUCGGGGUCAGACGAGUAUGAGGACACCUUUGACGCGUCUAUUUUCGACGACAUUGAGCUGGCGCCCAUAAAAGAGUCACCAGAGAGCACGCCUUUCAACUCUCGACACCGGCCGUCUGAUACAAGGUGCAAAUCGUCAGGGAUCAGGCCCGUAAAGACAAGUCCGGCAGACACUAUACUACCGAAACGAACGCCGUCAAAAGUUGCAGCUGCCCUGGCACCACCCGUCUUCAACAUGCACCACAUCGACACACUUAUUGAAAACGAGAUCAUACCAGACUCAAGAAGAAACAGCCCACAGCCUGAAGUCAUGCCCAGCCACCAUGCAGUCGCCACGAGAGAGAGCAGCAAGUUGGAUGGUGCAGUUUCAGCAACGGCUGUGCCACAAAGCCCUUGUUCCAUGAGUCCAGGGCCACAAGGAGUAAUCACGGACCAACCAGAUUCACUGCCGAAAGGAGACGAGGCGACGGACACGGUGGCGGAAGAGGGGCCAGAGUCCGAACUGUCACUGAACGUAGCCAAUGCAGAGCCUGCAGAGCCUGAAGAGCCAGCAGAGCCGAGCUGGGUACAUACGUCGAGCAGUAGCAUUGUGGAUUUCUUGCGGGGACACGUCAAGUUUGUGUAG